Molecule: messenger RNA, 2964 nt
Organism: Terrapene triunguis (Three-toed box turtle)
Lineage: Eukaryota; Metazoa; Chordata; Testudines; Emydidae
Product: argonaute RISC catalytic component 3
Exons: 19
Coding region: 157-2739 (860 amino acids)
Biological process (GO): regulatory ncRNA-mediated gene silencing; regulation of stem cell proliferation
Molecular function (GO): protein binding; RNA binding
Source: RefSeq, a predicted model, not a curated record
GGGAGGCCGCCCAGCUGCCGUUGCUUCACAGCCCCGCUCCCCGGGCCGGCCGGCCGGACCCGGCGCCGCGGGGAGAGAGGGGGCCGCGCCCGGCCCGGUGGGGAGAGGCAGGAUCCUGAUCCCGCAGCCUGAGAACGGCCGCCCCCAGCUCCAUGAAUGGAAAUCGGCAGCGCAGGACCCGUCGGGGCACAGCCCCUUCUUAUGGUGCCCAGACGUCCCGGCUAUGGCACCAUGGGCAAACCUAUUAAAUUGCUGGCCAACUGCUUCCAAGUUGAAAUCCCAAAGAUUGAUGUCUACCUCUAUGAGGUGGAUAUUAAACCAGAUAAGUGUCCUCGCAGGGUGAACAGGGAGGUGGUGGACUCCAUGGUGCAGCAUUUUAAAGUGACAAUAUUUGGGGACCGUAGACCAGUUUAUGAUGGGAAGAGAAGCCUUUAUACAGCCAAUCCACUCCCUGUAGCAACCACUGGGGUAGAUUUGGAUGUAACAUUACCAGGAGAAGGUGGAAAAGAUCGUCCCUUCAAGGUGUCAAUAAAGUUUGUUUCUCGGGUGAGCUGGCACUUGCUGCAUGAAGUUUUGACAGGAAGAACCUUGCCUGAGCCUCUGGAACUAGACAAACCAAUCAGCACUAACCCUGUUCAUGCUGUCGAUGUGGUGCUACGACACCUACCCUCCAUGAAGUAUACCCCUGUGGGCCGCUCCUUUUUCUCAGCUCCAGAGGGCUAUGAUCACCCUUUGGGAGGGGGCAGGGAAGUAUGGUUUGGAUUCCAUCAGUCUGUUCGGCCUGCCAUGUGGAAAAUGAUGCUUAAUAUUGAUGUUUCUGCCACUGCCUUCUACAAAGCACAACCUGUAAUUCAGUUCAUGUGUGAAGUUCUCGACAUUCAUAACAUUGAUGAACAACCGAGACCUCUGACUGAUUCUCAUCGGGUAAAAUUCACCAAAGAGAUAAAGGGUCUGAAGGUUGAAGUGACUCACUGUGGAACAAUGAGACGGAAAUACCGUGUUUGUAAUGUAACAAGGAGACCUGCCAGUCAUCAAACCUUCCCUUUACAGUUAGAAAACGGCCAGACAGUUGAGAGAACAGUAGCACAGUACUUCAGAGAGAAGUAUAACCUCCAGCUGAAAUAUCCUCAUCUUCCUUGUCUACAAGUGGGACAGGAGCAGAAACAUACCUACCUGCCUCUAGAAGUAUGUAACAUUGUGGCAGGCCAGCGAUGUAUCAAGAAGCUAACAGACAAUCAGACAUCAACUAUGAUAAAAGCAACAGCAAGAUCUGCCCCAGAUAGACAAGAGGAAAUUAGCAGAUUGGUAAGAAGUGCAAAUUAUGAUGCAGAUCCAUUUGUUCAAGAGUUUCAGUUUAAAGUUCGGGAUGAGAUGGCCCAUGUGACUGGGCGUGUGCUUCCAGCUCCAAUGUUGCAGUAUGGAGGACGGAAUCGAACAGUGGCAACCCCAAGCCAUGGCGUAUGGGAUAUGCGAGGGAAACAGUUUCACACUGGUGUUGAGAUCAAAAUGUGGGCCAUAGCUUGCUUUGCAACGCAGAGACAAUGCAGAGAAGAAAUACUGAAGGGUUUUACAGAUCAGCUGCGCAAGAUUUCGAAGGAUGCAGGGAUGCCCAUCCAAGGCCAGCCAUGUUUUUGCAAAUACGCACAGGGUGCGGACAGCGUGGAGCCGAUGUUCCGACACCUUAAAAACACCUAUUCAGGACUCCAGCUCAUCAUUGUCAUCCUGCCAGGGAAAACACCUGUGUAUGCCGAGGUGAAACGUGUGGGAGAUACGCUGUUGGGGAUGGCCACGCAGUGCGUUCAAGUCAAGAAUGUCAUAAAAACAUCUCCUCAGACUCUCUCAAACCUGUGCCUAAAGAUUAAUGUUAAAUUAGGAGGAAUCAACAACAUUCUUGUACCUCAUCAACGACCUUCUGUGUUCCAACAACCAGUGAUCUUCUUGGGAGCAGAUGUCACUCAUCCGCCUGCUGGGGAUGGAAAGAAGCCUUCCAUUGCUGCUGUUGUAGGUAGUAUGGAUGCUCAUCCAAGCAGGUAUUGUGCCACAGUGAGAGUUCAAAGGCCUCGGCAGGAGAUUAUCCAAGAUUUGGCCUCCAUGGUAAGAGAACUUCUCAUCCAGUUCUACAAGUCAACACGAUUCAAACCCACACGUAUCAUCUUCUACAGGGAUGGGGUUUCUGAAGGACAGUUUCGACAGGUGUUGUAUUAUGAGCUGCUAGCAAUUAGAGAGGCCUGCAUCAGUCUGGAGAAAGAUUACCAGCCAGGAAUAACCUACAUCGUAGUACAGAAACGACACCACACACGAUUGUUCUGUGCGGACAGAACUGAAAGGGUUGGAAGAAGUGGCAACAUUCCAGCUGGAACAACUGUAGAUACAGAUAUUACACACCCAUACGAGUUUGAUUUUUACCUCUGUAGCCAUGCUGGAAUACAGGGUACCAGCCGUCCCUCACACUAUCAUGUUUUGUGGGAUGAUAACUGUUUUACUGCAGAUGAACUUCAGCUGCUGACUUACCAGCUAUGCCACACAUAUGUGCGUUGCACACGAUCUGUUUCUAUACCUGCACCAGCGUAUUAUGCUCACCUGGUAGCAUUCAGAGCACGAUACCAUCUUGUGGACAAAGAACAUGACAGUGCUGAAGGAAGCCAUGUUUCAGGACAAAGCAAUGGGAGAGACCCACAGGCCCUUGCUAAGGCUGUACAGAUUCACCAAGACACCUUACGCACCAUGUACUUCGCUUAAAUAAAUCAAUAAAAUCGGAGCAUACUCACUGAAAGGAAGAACUGAAAAAUUAAGCCACAUACAAUGUAUGUUUCCGGUGGGGUCAGUUUAUGGGGUGCGCCUCCGAUCACGCUGAAGCCGACACUGUGCAGGGGCAAGGGGCUAAUCCUUAAAUUGACACGUGGAGGAUUGUUUACUUCAUCGAGGAACACAGCACUAUUAUGCAAUAUGAAACCAGCCAACUGC